This is a messenger RNA of Drosophila teissieri, 3761 nucleotides long. It is a transcript of the gene Pdzd8, whose product is annotated as PDZ domain-containing protein 8. Gene Ontology annotation, cellular component: mitochondria-associated endoplasmic reticulum membrane contact site. The record is from RefSeq and is a predicted model, not a curated record. The coding region runs from base 233 to 3373 and encodes 1046 amino acids. Gene Ontology annotation, biological process: mitochondrial calcium ion homeostasis. The transcript is spliced from 8 exons. NCBI's taxonomy places the organism in Eukaryota, Metazoa, Arthropoda, Insecta, Diptera, Drosophilidae. Gene Ontology annotation, molecular function: protein binding; lipid binding.
GCAAUCGAACUGCGUGUGAACUGCGAACGAUACUGGGGGCGAUACGAUACGAUGCGAGCACACCCAGAACGUAAUUGAAAAGACUGACAUCAGUAAUCCAGCUUGGGAAUCCAUAGCUGGUCCAAUCGCAGACCUCGCAGCUCCUCCAGCAAUCCAGCAAUCCAGAAAUCCGGACGAACAGACAGACAAACUCGCGGGAGAGAGAGGAAAGGGACUUGGAAGCGCCGCCAGCAUGGAGAUACCCAUUUCGAACAUUCUACUGCUCUGCCUGAUCUUCCUGCUGAUCGGCGGAGUGGUGAUGAUCCUGCUGCAGUACCUCAUCUUCAUCAAGUUCUCCAAUCUGCCCGAUGAAAGCGAGGAGCAGAAGCAGGCGAACGCCAAAUACACCCUGCCAUUGAACAUCAAGCAGACGGCCAGGAACCUGAAGAGACUAUCCAACUCUGGAGUGGGCGGUGGCGCUGGGAAUGGAUGCGAGAACCACCAGGAGAGCCUGCGGCGAGCCUCCGCCCUGGUCUCCCUCAACUUUGUCAUGCAGUUUCUCUUCCACGAGUUCAAGAACUCCAACCGGGUGCGGAAGUGGUUCUACCGCAAGCUGUCCAUCGAGCUGGACGAACUGAUUUCAAAGACUACCACCGGAAAACUGCUGGAUAAGCUCACGAUUAAAGAGCUCGAGUUGGGCGACCAGUUUCCAGACGUCAAGUCGCUAUCAGUGCACAACGUGGAGCUGGACAAGGAUGAGCAGCGCAUCGAGAAUCUCGACCUGCUGCUGGACAUCAACUACGUGGGCAAUUUCACCACUUCCAUCGACGCGGACAUGGUGCUGGGCAAGAAGGGAUCGAUAACGCUUAGGGUGAAACAGCUUUCGGGAAUGGCGCGACUGCAGUUCACGAGGAAGCCCUACACGCACUGGUCCAUUAGCUUCCUGGGCGACCCGGAGCUGAUCCUGGACAUCGAGUCGAAGUACCAGGGCCGCCAGAUGCAGUCGAACAUAACCAACCUGAUCUCGAACCAGAUCCGGAAGGCGGUGCGCCGGAAACACACGCUGCCCAACUACAAGCUGCGCUACAAGCCCUUCUUCCACUGGACGGCGGAGGAGGACGCCGGCGACUGUGACAUCCAGCCGAACGGCCUGCUCACCGUUAAGCUGGCGGAGCUGUCCCGGCUGAUGGGCUAUCCGGGCGCCAGUGAGACGUACUGCACCAUCACACUGGCGCCGGUGCCCUUCAUCGAGGCCAGUCAGCGGGAUAGCCGCAAUGUGCUCAUCUCGCUGGACGUGUUCAUUCACAAGGCGAAGAACCAGCAGAUUGGCAUCGUCUUCAAGCAGAGCGGCAGCCAGGUGGUCCGCAUCGAGUCCGUGCUCCCCAACACACCGGCCUGCAAGUCCAAUCUGCUGGCCGGCGACGUACUGGUGGCCAUCGAGGGCAGACCGGUGACCACCAUUCAGCAGAUUGCCAAGGUGGUCAAGACGCUGCAGGCCACCGUCUUUAGUCUGCGCAUCGAGCGCAUCAUUCCCGGCAUUAUUCGCAACGAUGCCAUACUGGAGGACUUUGACAAGUACGAGGAUAUCGGCGAUCUGCCCAGUUCGUAUCCCUGCCAGCAGAAGGCGGAAGCGGAGGAGCCUGCUCCUCCUGCUGCAGCGCCCGCUGAUCCGGCACCCAAGCACCUGGUGGUGAAGCCCAGCCUGGGCGGAACACCAACCAAUUCGCCCAAGAAGUCCAACCUCAUUGCCAAGGCUAUCAAGAAGACAAUGAGUCGGGAGAGCGGGGACAAGGAUCGGGACAAGGACAAGGACAAGGACAAGGACAAAGAUAAAGACAAGGAUAAGGACAAGGACAAGGAUCGAGACAAGGACAAGGACAAAGGCAAGGAGGAAGUGGAGGAGGCGGUCAACUACUUCUACCAGCACUCCACCAUCGACUGUCCGUUCAGUCCACUCAUCCACAUGGACGACGUGUGCAGCUUCCAGUUGGACAACUCCAGUCGCUUCCUCAACGUCUGCGUCUUUGGCAAGUCCGCCGGCGAGAGUGUGCUCUUGGGCUACAACAAUGUCCAGAUCGGCCAAAUCCUCGUGGAGUGCUCCGAAACCAGUCUGAACCAGUGCCUCAAGCAGAUCAGUCUCAAUCCCGCGUCACUGCAGGCCGUGAAGACGCAUCCGCUGUCCAAUCAGUCCGGCUUCAAUCCGCACUUCUGCUUCGGCGACAUUCUGUUCGGUUUCUCCUGGAUGGGCAAUCCCAAUUUGACGGUGGGCGAUGUUCCCAUCAAGAGCACCUCCAAGUCCCAGUCUCCGGCCAGAAAUCCAUUAGCUGGCGAUCGAGUGGCUUCAGAAGAUCAGUCGCAGUUCCUAAAGCUGACGAGCUCCUUGGCGGACAGCGGCACAUCCGGCGAAUCCUCGGGUGCCACAGCAGCCGCUCCAAGGGCACACGACUUUGUGAGGACCCACUUCCAUCGGGCGACGCAGUGCGACUUCUGCGGCAAGAAGAUCUGGCUGAAGGACGCCAUGCAGUGUCAGGAGUGCUCCAUGUGCUGCCACAAGAAGUGCAUAGUCAAGUGCCAGAUGGCCACCGUCUGCGGUCCGGUGGACUGUACUGGCACCAUGCCGGGCACCUCCUCCUCCUCCUCCUCCACUCCCUCGAUGGCCAGCCGGCCGGAGUUCACCAUUACACAGGCCGACAAUCCGCAGAUCCUAGAUGCCAGCACUGGCGUGACUCCGUUGGAAGAGACGUCCGCUGCAGCUGGCGGAGAUCAGGGACAGAUUCAAUCGCCGACGCCCGCCGGUCUGGAUGUCCAUCGACCCAGCCUCACCGGAAUGCUGGCCCAGGGCAUCAAGCGGCAGGCGAGCAACCUGGACAUUCCCGGCAUCGUGUCCUCGCUAACUGGCAGUGGCCAGCAGAUGAACUCCAAGAGUCUGCCUCCCAGUCCACAGCACACGCCAUCCCGAAAAUCGUCGAUUGUGGAAGAGGCGACACCGGCGCUGCAGCAGAAUCCCUUCGAGAGCGUCACCCAGCAUCUGGAGGCCCUGCCCUUGGACUGUCCGGAGCUCAGCUUCGAGCAGGUGAUCGUCAUCACGGAGCCCAUCAUCCGGCACACGCGCAACGAGGAUCUGAUGAACCUGGCCAAGAGCACCAGCAAACAUUUAUACGUGGCCCUGCCGCCCGACGAGCGUGUGGCCAAGAUAAACGAGCUGCUAACGAAGCUGAAGGUGGCCCUGGACGCGGAGACCGAGGGCUACACGCAGAUGAACGACGCGGAGAAGGCGACGGAGUCCUCGCCCUGGAAGUCGGACAGGUCGGAUGAGCGGGUCCAGGCGCUGAGCAUCAUCAUGCUGUACUUGUGCACGGGCUUGCAGCAUGCCCAGGGUGUGGUGCUGCAGUAGAUGAUCCUGGGAUCCUGGGAUUCUGGGAUCCUGGGAUUCUGGGAUCCUGGAAUCCUGGGAUGCAAGAACCUCAAUGAUCUUCGCUAUGUCAAUGGUUAGAUACUUGUGUAUUCGCGUGAACUCGUACAUAAUCUUAAGUAGUAGACUGGAAAUGUGUUAGUGAACUAAUGGGCAUUUUUAAUUCGUGUUGUGGCAUACUUAACUAGAAGUAUUUCAAUUUUAGCCAUUUGUUUCGAUCGAAAUACGCUUAUUUGUCAGUUUUAAAACAGAGAUUUGUACAUACAUAAUACAUAAUACAACAAUGGGAUUAACCCAAACCUAAUGGAUAUAGUAUCAAUGGUAUCCAUAGAGUUCCAACUUGUUUUGGCAAAUAAACAUUUUUAACCGA